This is a messenger RNA of Schizophyllum commune H4-8, 924 nucleotides long. RefSeq lists its product as uncharacterized. Bases 1 to 924 code for a protein of 307 amino acids. The transcript has a single exon. Lineage: Eukaryota; Fungi; Basidiomycota; Agaricomycetes; Agaricales; Schizophyllaceae. The record is from RefSeq and is a predicted model, not a curated record.
AUGUCGAAUUCUCCCACCGUGCAUUCGAGCUCGAGGUAUCAGGCCUCAUCCAGCGAAAAUGUGGGUCCUGCUCGUAGGACGACGUAUGCGUCGCAGGGCUCUCGACAGCGUCGCGCAUCAUUGGCAACUGCGCCUCCCUCGCAGCCCUCGCAGCUCCGGCCGACGCAGCAGCAGCAUUCAUCUUCCAAUCACAUACAUACUGCGAACUCGCCGCGCUCGACGCGCGCCGCCAGGAGCUCACACGUGCCGCAACCUUUUACGGCCGUGCGCUCUGAGCGUACACCCGCUGCUCCGGUCGCAUCUACUCAGCCUCCUGCAUCUCGUCAACAACAAGGCACCACGACCUCCGAGCUGAGCCCACCCGUUAAGGCGGCCUUAGACGGGGAGGGCGGUGUCUUGGUCGACCAGGACUUCACCAUCGACCGCACGACGGGCAUUUGCUCUGUCUCCUUGAUGUCCUCGUGGGAGACGGUGCGAAGGAUAGCGGUCACGAGGCCCAUCACGGUCAGCGACCUUUACCAGGUUCUGCAGCGCGCCACGAACCUUGAGUAUGCAUACUUUGAAUGUAUAAUUCAAGAUGCCCAGCCCAGCGACAUCUACGGGACAGAGUUCACCGCUAAGCACCUCAAGUCACUGAUAAUCGCUUGUGCUGAAGUGCCCGUGUCGGCCAUAUUUCACGAUCUUCGGGUCAAGCGCCUGGAGGCUCUACAAGUACGCUAUGCGCCUGGCGGAGGGUACAAUCUAUGGUCCGACGAAGUAUACUUGGCGCUUUUCCUCCAGAGGGCGCAAUUAGCCAAAGAUGGCGCGAUUUGCAUUGCAUCGAACGAGACAUGGUAUCGAGAUCAGAGGGCUGCAGCGCUGCUGAGUUCCCUGAAGGUGGCUGUGGGCAGGGCCAGCCAACAAUGGCGUAUCUUCGUAACCUAG